This is a messenger RNA of Spea bombifrons (plains spadefoot toad), 456 nucleotides long. Its product is annotated as complexin-3-like. Gene Ontology annotation, molecular function: syntaxin binding. The record is from RefSeq and is a predicted model, not a curated record. The transcript is spliced from 3 exons. Gene Ontology annotation, biological process: neurotransmitter transport. NCBI's taxonomy places the organism in Eukaryota, Metazoa, Chordata, Amphibia, Anura, Pelobatidae. The coding region runs from base 1 to 456 and encodes 151 amino acids.
AUGGCUGCCCUUGCCAAGUCAAUGUUUGGGGGUCCUGUGAAGAGUACAUCGUGCUGCACAUCUUCUGGAUUCUCUCAGGAGAACGGACCCCCUAGAGGGGAGAUGUUGGGGGGCAACAUUACCAGAAGAUGGAGCUCUGAAGACCAAUAUCACCAAAAUGUCCACGUUCGCACGAAGAGGAGAGACUCAUUUUAUGCCCAGCAGAGGGUGGAGAGAGCGGCCAUGAGAGAACAUUUCCGUACAAAGUAUAACCUGACCAAGAACGUCCCGGAUGUGCAGCAGGUGAAGACGGCUGGAGGCAACCUGAGGGUGUCCAAGGAGGUGCGGGCGAUGGUGCGGCCCCGGGAGCCGGCCCCCGAGAGCUUCUCCAUACACAGGUUUUGGGAUUAUCACACGCAGGGCCACAUUAAGAAGGGCCCGCGGGACUCUACAGGCACAAGCUGUCUCAUCAUGUGA